Messenger RNA from Benincasa hispida (wax gourd), 1386 nucleotides. Its product is annotated as homeobox-leucine zipper protein HAT5-like. NCBI's taxonomy places the organism in Eukaryota, Viridiplantae, Streptophyta, Magnoliopsida, Cucurbitales, Cucurbitaceae. Gene Ontology annotation, molecular function: DNA-binding transcription factor activity, RNA polymerase II-specific; sequence-specific DNA binding. The record is from RefSeq and is a predicted model, not a curated record. Gene Ontology annotation, biological process: positive regulation of DNA-templated transcription. Gene Ontology annotation, cellular component: nucleus.
AUUUUACCCGCUGAUAACAACCUCCACAGAGGUUCAUAACAGCAUCGUCGAAUCCAUUCCGCCGGGGACUCUGAUUUUCCGAUCUCCGGAGGUUCUAUUUCCGAUCAACCAGGUUUUCGAGACUGACGAAGAGCUGGGUAAUAACAGAGCUGGUGGUGUGAUGGGGUUUUGUAUUUCUCCAUUGGGAACACCGGCUAGGUUACUUUGGAGCACCAGCUUCUUCCGCCACAAGCUUAUGAUUUUCUAAUUUUCAGCCGUAGACGCUGAAAAUACCAAACCCCAUCUAUUUCCUUUCUUGUUUUAAUAAAGAUCUCCCACGAUUUCGUGCGCCGCCGCCGUAAAUCGCCGGUGAUCCCUUGCUAACGAUUCCCGUUUCAGAUUUAAGAGAAUAAUUAAUGAUGUCGGACGGUUGGAUCUUUAACCGGUCUCCAGGUCAUGCCAACAUGUUGUUUUUUGGAAGUAGUGAUUCCAUCCUUCGAGGACCAAGUUUCACGAUGGGGAUGGAGGAAACUUCAAAGAGGCAGCCCUUUUUCAGCUCUCCGGAUGACCUGUUCGACGAUGACUACUACGAUGACCAGCCACCUGAGAAGAAGCGCCGGUUAACUCAAGAGCAGGUGCAUCUGCUGGAGAUUAGCUUUGAGUCAGAAAACAAACUGGAGCCAGAGCGCAAGACUGAGCUGGCAAAGAAGCUGGGUCUGCAGCCAAGGCAAGUGGCUGUGUGGUUUCAAAACCGCCGAGCUCGAUGGAAGACAAAGCAGCUUGAAAGGGACUAUGAUCUUCUCAAAUCUUCAUAUGAUUCCUUUCGUUCUAGCUACGACUUUAUUGCUAAGGAGAAUGAAAGGCUCAAAGCCGAGGUAGCUUCUUUAACUGAGAAACUUCAAGCUAAAGAAGUGGUUGAAUCAUCGUUUCACGCUAAGAAUCCCGAGCCAUUUCUGGAGGAUCAACUCCUUGUUCCUGUUGUGCAACAGAGCAUUAAGAUUGAAGACCACCAUAGUUGCAGGAGCAAUGGAAGCGCUGUGCUGGACGAGGACGGUCCUCAACUCUUAGACAGUGGGGAUUCUUACCUCCUGAGCAAUGACUAUGAUGGCUGUGUUUUGCCAGUUUUUGGAGUGAACUCAGAGGAGGAAGAUGGGAGUGACGACGGUCAGGGUUACUUCUCGGAUGUUUAUACAACAGCUGAUCAGCAGAGUCACGAGGGAGAGCCUUUGACCUGGUGGGACUGGACGUCGUAAAUGCAUGUUCGAAUCAUCUCGAUAUUUAGUAGUGGAACUAUAAUAUGAAGUUUAAUGUAUGAUACAAAUGAAUAAAUAUAGUAGUGUGAACAUUACUUGGUUUGGAAUGAAUGUUUGUGUAUGGAUGUAACUUAUAUCUUGUACUGUUAUAUUA